AUGUUGGAUCCUAAUCGUACUAAGAUAGAAGAAUGGUGUAGGCUAGGUUUCCCUGUACCUUCACAGGCUAGAGUGAUAAGAAGCACAAGGCCAGGUCAAUUGGACUCUAUGAAGGCAAAGAUAAAGAUAAUCAAAUCAAAUAAUCAACCUACCACCGAACCAAGGAAUCUUUGGAAAAAGAGGGAUCGGGCAUGGUUAGGUCAGGUAAACCUGGUACUGGGCAAGGCCAGGCCAACAAGAAACCCUAAGGGAUGUAAGGAGGAAGAUAAACAGAAUAAGACAGUGCGAGCAGCGUGGUUCGAACACGCGAAUCGUGGUUGGAGGCCACUCGCGAAGCUUAUACAACAUAGAAGGAUGAAAGUGUGGGCCCACGAUUGUUCGAAACUUAUUCAUAGAGUUAGUCCUAAUGAAUAUUCUAGGCCGACCCCUGUAAUAGAAGACGCUAGAGCAACGGGAUUAAGGUCUUCGAAGAUAGUGGAAGGAGAUGGCAGAAUCGAACUACCACCUUGUGCUUGUAAGGCACCUGCUCUACCAUUAAGCUAA
Messenger RNA from Funneliformis geosporum, 543 nucleotides. Lineage: Eukaryota; Fungi; Glomeromycota; Glomeromycetes; Glomerales; Glomeraceae. The record is from the annotation of a GenBank genome assembly.